Molecule: messenger RNA, 8673 nt
Organism: Pseudophryne corroboree (corroboree frog)
Lineage: Eukaryota; Metazoa; Chordata; Amphibia; Anura; Myobatrachidae
Gene: RAB39B
Product: RAB39B, member RAS oncogene family
Exons: 2
Coding region: 1464-2105 (213 amino acids)
Biological process (GO): vesicle-mediated transport; Rab protein signal transduction
Cellular component (GO): Golgi apparatus
Molecular function (GO): myosin V binding; GTP binding; GTPase activity
Source: RefSeq, a predicted model, not a curated record
GACGUCAGCACGGAGUGCUCGCUGCUCUUCUGAUGAAUAUGGUAGGGGCUGGCCUGGCCCUAGUAGGCUGGUGAUUACGGCGGUUGCUGAUGCCAAUGAUGAGUCAGAGUGUUUGGUGCUGAUGUUGCUGCCAUUUCAUCACCAGCGCUGUGUGAGCCCAGCAGCAGCACAUCUCCAUCUUACAGCAGCCGGGGCCUCCCCGUCCCUGCAUCCCAUUGUCUCCCGGGCUCUGUGCAGCCUGCAGGCCCCCUUUUGCGGCUGUUUGCACCACCUCUGACUGUCCGUCCUCCUUCACAGGGGAAGGAAGGGGCUGUGUAGCCCAUGCCUGCGGGCACUGCCUAAUGCUGAGGCUGCAUAACGGGGGCUGAUGGAGCAUCCUGAGCUGUAUUACCCAGUAUAGGGAGGAGGUAGGUGCCUGAUCUAGCCCUGCACCCGAGGCCAGGCUCUGCAUCUAAGGCUGGACAGGGUGUCUGCAUUGUGCAUAGGGUGUGUGGGCCAGGCCUAGCAUUGUGUGGAGGAGAGACCCGGCCUGGCCUUGCAGUGACCGGUACAGCAGCCUUUUGCACAGGGCCCGGCAUUGUCCGUGCAAUCCUGCCUCCCCUUGUCGCUGUUUCACACCGCUCAGUCCAGCUACUCAUCCCUACUGACUGCAUUAGGCUGCGUGCCCGUACACAAGGCCCGUGCAUAACAGGCCAGCACGCCCCGAUAUACCCAUAUAGAAUAAGCAGCUGAUGCAAAAUGGAGUCUGUCUGACCUUAGGAUACCACCCCCUCUCUCCCUGCCUCCCGUGCCUGUGACCAGGAAGCAGAGACCUCCCUUCCUAAUUCUGCACAUGGCUGUUCCCAGUGCACCUAGCACACACCUCCUCCUGCUGCUGCACACAGUCUAGUGUCAGCCCCUGUUCCCCUCCAGACCAUUCUGUGUGUGCACAUCGCCCCCUGCAGGUUACCAUUGCUACUGCACUCAACAUGUUUUUUUGGAUCAACAAUCUGAGCCAGGUUUAUUAUGGUAGGAAAGCUUUUGGAACAUAACAAGUAGCUUUGGCACCUGUUCCAUGGGACAAUGACAUUGUCGUUUCUGUUCAUUACUAGUUAAUCCCAGGAAAUAGAUACAUCAAAGAAAACAGUUGCAGAUGAAAGAUAUUUGUAUUGCACUGUUGAUAAGAGGUCUUUUCUGAGACUCCAGAGACAUUUGGAAUACAUUUUGCACUGUGCUGGGGCUACAAUAGUCAUCCGCUAAGUGCUACAAGAAAGACUAUAUCCUACUUCUGCGUCUGUAGUAUGCACAGGGCUGUAGAAUGAACUUUGAAUAACUACUACUAGGUGACAAUUUGGCGUCUUAAGAAGCAAUAAGAGAUCUCUUGGAAUAGAAAUAGAAACCAGUGGAUUCUACAAGAACCAAAUCAAGUUGGUAACUUUGAAGGCUAUAGCAUCAUAAGGGCAGCUUUAAAUUAAUCUGGAAUAAUGGAAGCAAUCUGGUUGUACCAGUUCCGGCUCAUCGUGAUUGGAGACUCCACGGUGGGGAAAUCAUGUCUGAUCCGAAGAUUCACAGAAGGCCGGUUUGCCCAAGUGUCCGACCCAACAGUGGGAGUGGAUUUCUUUUCACGGUUGGUGGAAAUUGAACCAGGCAAGCGGAUCAAGUUGCAGAUCUGGGACACUGCUGGGCAAGAGAGGUUCAGGUCUAUCACACGUGCCUACUACAGAAACUCUGUUGGAGGGCUCCUGCUAUUUGAUAUCUCCAACCGUCGCUCCUUCCAAAAUGUUCAUGAAUGGUUAGAAGAAGCUAAGGCCCACGUACAACCCUAUCACAUCGUUUUUGUUCUGGUGGGUCACAAAUGUGACCUGGACACACAACGGCAAGUGACAAGACACGAAGCUGAGAAACUGGCUACUGCUUAUGGCAUGAGAUAUAUUGAAACCUCAGCCCGAGAUGCCAUCAAUGUAGAGAAAGCCUUCACUGAUCUGACUCGCGAUAUAUAUGAGCUUGUUAGAAAGGGGGAUAUAAAUAUCCAAGAAGGCUGGGAGGGGGUAAAAAGUGGCUUUGUCCCAAAUGUAGUGCAUUCUUCUGAGGAGGUAAUCAAAUCAGACAGGCGGUGUCUUUGCUAAGCAGUACAAACUAAUAGUACGGUCUCCUAUGUGAACUCUACUAAUCUAACACAGUCGUAAGCAAAAAUCUGUGAAGUAAAGGGUACCUUGAAUUUGCUAUGAGUACCAUAGCGUGAAGGGAGGUUGGACAACGGAAGUAAAAAUAGUUUGUAAAAUCAGAAAACACAUCUCAAUCUUAUGGAAGUUCUUACAUCUCUGGCAAGUGUGCAUGUCUGUGUGUAGAAGUUGGGAUUCAUAAGUCAAUGACACCAGAGUUCAGAUACAUCCUAAUUCAUUUGAUAAGUUCUGUGUAGUUUAAUGUUGGUAGUUAUAUGCAGUGAGUUAAUACCACAGUGUAAUAGUCAUGAUAUAUAGUUCUAGAAGAAGCAACCCUUUUGUUUACUGUACUUUGAAAGAAAAAAAAAAAGUCAGUGAAGAUUAUGUUCUAGCUUCUAAUUAUAAACUGUCUAAUUGCUGUGAUAAUAACUAAUGCAAUGGCCUUAACGUGUGCCUAUCACUUCAACGAAGUGGAGGCAACUAUUUUAUGGACUGAACCAAUAUUUGAUAGAAUUCAGUUUACCAAGUCGUUAUAAACUAGUGACAUUGCGGAAGCUUGGGGAUUUUUUUUGCCUCAAAGAUGUCACUAGUCCUUAGCCAAUUGGUAGGCUAAAUAUUGGCAAAGGUCGACGUAAUGGCUGCUUUGUAUGGAGUCGAUGGGUUACACUGGUGGUGGUUACUCCAUAUUUCCUUUGACUCAAAAUGUAGAUACUUAAAUGAGAAUAUGUAAUAUCUAAGUGAUUAUACUGCUAUAAAAAGAUGAUACAUUGACAGCUGGAUGACUACUUUCUAUUGAAUAUGUCAAUUGCCAAUCUACUUUAAAUUUUACUUAUUUGUGUGGUAAAUAGUUCUUAUAUUUUAGACUAAAACAUGUAAUCAGACCAAAUAUGAUAAUACAUUGCACUAUUCCAGAGGAAGAAUAAAUUAAAUAAGCAAUAGGUCAAACGAAAAUCCCCUUUUACUUCUGUGGCAAUUCAGCCGAGAUGCAGAUUAAUGUAAGGUAAUAUGAAAUUGAAGCAGGUAAUCCUUUAUUUUCUUGUCUAUCCUCACAUUUUGUUGCUUACAAUGCCAUUAUUGCCUUGGUACCAGGUAUUCUGUAGUUUGAAAAAUAUAAUUUAAAAACAUGUAAUUGGGUAGGGUCAUGAAAUGUCACUGGCAGUCAAAUAGAAAAUAAAAGUCUACAGCUAUCUGGGUAGGGUGUGGUUAAAAAGGUCGACAGUGUCUAGGUCGACCCCAAAUGGUCUACACAAUCAAAAUAUCGACACAGAAAUUGUUGACAAAUGGCAAGGUUGACACAACUUUUUAAUGUUUUUUAGGUGUCAAAUUGUAGGUUUCAGCACAUGAAACCCAGAUUAGUGUACCGCUUCGCUCGCCAUGCUUCAGGCAAGGUGCCUCACAACGCCAGGUUACCAUUCCCAAUCAUAGUUCAUUAAGUAUGAAAAGUUGAUAAAAUUCUAAAAACUUGUGUCAACCAUUGCCAUGUCGCCCUUCUGACCAUGUCGACCAAUGGGGAGGGGAAUGUAAGACUCAAGACGUAAGAGAUUUUGUUUUUUUAUUCUCUUUAUUUCUAAAGGUAAUAUGCAUUGAAAAUACAGUUACAUACAGUAGAAAGACGUGAGAGAUUUUGUGAGAGUUCGCCUGUUUUUUUAAAGUGCCAAUUAUUUACAUGGCAAAAUCAACCUGGCUUUGCCAUGUAAAUGAUUGCCACUUUAAAAAACAGGAGAACUCUCACAAAAUCUUUCACUUCUUGAUUCUCACACCCUAUUACAUUUCCCUUCAUAUUUGUCGACCUAUCAUACAGAAAUCAUCGCGGUAAAAGCUAAAACUACAGCUGCAAAAUCUCUAUUGUCGUUUUUUUAUUCACAGUUAUAAUGUAAGGCUGUGAACCAUUACAAAAAUCUCAAUUCUCCUAGGGGCUAUAUACUGGCCACACAAUAUUGGCCUGAUUCAAAAAUGGACGCUGCUGUUUCCUCAUUAGCACCCUUUGCCGGUUUAUCGGGUGUGAUAAUAUGCAGAUUCUAGUUUAUCUUUCCCUUGGACACUAGCGUGUGCCGCAAUGUGCAAGCACUGAGACAUCCAUUUUCUUUGUCCCUGUACGCAACAGCACUGCUGGAGAUUCCAGACAGUCCAUCAGAUGCAUCAUCGAGUCCACCAUCAAACUUGCAUCCUUAGGGCAGACGCAGUGUGUCCAUCUGUGGAAGCGGCACUGUGUCAGAGAAUGCAGGUUGUUUGCUGUGACACACCCGCGACACUCCCAUAACACCCAUGCAAGGUAUUUUUAUGCGUUCUCCUUAGGCCACGUACCAGUCACUGCCGAUGAAUACCCUUUGCUUCUCUAGUUCAGAUACCAGCUCUCCUGUACGCAAUAGUGCAUUUGUGCGUACACUCAGGGUAACACAUGCACUGUAGGAGUUUCCAGGGUAUUUCACCACAUGCACAGUAGCAAAUAAUCACCAAACUGUGCAAACCGGCAUUGAGUGUGGUUAGUGUCCACCACCUCUAAAUCAGGCCCUCUACAUCUUAGUGAUUGGUCGCAGAGCAACAUACCUAGUAAUGAUCUGAUAAAUUGCAAAUGGAUUAACGGCGGUUGCUAAAUGCUUUGAGAAAAUGACCACAAAGGACCUUGACCAGCCUGUUACAGGUCCCUAUGACUUCUGAAGAGGCUCAGCUGCUCAGGGGUCUGGGACUCCAGGUCGACAACAAAAAGGUCGACACACCUUAUGUCGACGCCAAUUGGUCGACACACCUUAGGUCGACAUGGACAAAAGGUCGACAGGAACAAGGUCGACAUGGAAAAAGGUCGACCUGAGUUUUUUAUGUUUUUUUGGUGUCGUUUUCUUCGUAGAGUGACCGGGAACCCCAAUUAGUGCACCGCGUCCCCUCGCAUGGCUCCUCCGCUCCGCUUCGCUCGGCACAGAUUACCGUUCCAAUCGUAGUCCACAUGGAUCGUUAAGUAUGAAAAAGUUCCAAAAAAGAAAAAAAAUGUGAAAAACUCAUGUCGACCUUUUUCCAUGUCGACCUUGUUCCUGUUGACCUUUUGUCCAUGUCGACCUAAGGUGUGUCGACCUUUUUGUUGUCGACCUGGAGUCCGGAUACCGCUGCUCAGCACAGGUGGUCAUUUGGCUAAAUGGCAGGAUAUUUUCAUGAGAGGCUCUUGAUAGAAACAAUGUAUGUUAACCAAGCUGUACUCUGUUGGUGGAAAAUGUCACAAUGUGCUCCAUGGCAGGUGCUUGGUCCUUGCAAUAGCUGAAGAAUUAGCAUUGUGGGGCCUAGAUAAAAAUGUUCCUCUGUGUAAAAUGAAAAAUGAUCCAGUAUCCUGUGGAGAAUAGUCCCAGACUAUGUGUAUAGGGUCAUGACUAGAGUUGUGGUUAGGCGUGCAGCCCACAUGCAGAGCGGUACAGAGCACACAGGCAUCAGGAGUGAUCAGACCUAUCUUCAUAUGAGUGGUUGGCAGGUAGCUGGAAGUGAUUAUCUACUGCCCACAGGAAUUACAUCACUUUCAUUUUUAACAUCUGGUUAAAGCCCUUUAAGCUUACAUUAUUUUUAUAGCUCAAAUCCACUAAUUGCUAUUAAGGUGAUUAUCAGGUAAUUAUUGUUUCAUUUUUCUUCUGCCUUUUGAUUGGGAAAACAAUGCUUAAUCUUAUGAGCAGCACUAUGAAGUCACAGCCACCUGAAGAAACUGCAGACAUUAGACGGUGCUAAGUGCUAGGGGUGAAUGCUGGAUGGAACGUGGCUGCAGCCUGUCCUAUUGUCUUGUGUCCAUGUUCCAUCCAGCAUUCACACUGAUCUCAUGUGCUGUUGAAACUUUGUUUAUAGACUUUAAUGAGCCCCAAUUGAAGUACUGAUGUACAAGCAGUGACCCCAGCUAAGGGUGAAUGUACUACAAGGCCUAAAGCGCCUGUGUGUGUAAUAGUUCUCUAUUCUCACCAAGUGUCUGGGAGAUGUGGACUCCCGAGAGAGCAUGCAAUUCUCGUGGGGAGCACUUACAUCUAGCAAGGUGGGUAGACACAAGACUUGGAUUACAACAUUAAGCCCCACCCACUGCACUGAGUGGGAGGUGUGAUGAGCUGAUUUCAGCACCAUGCCCCUGCCACACUAUGGGGUCUAUUCAAUUGAAGUCGGAACAGCCGUCUAGUCGGAAAGACUCGUUUCCGACUUUUUUUAGGUCGAAUCAUGAUUUGACCUAUUCAAUGGGGCUGCCGUUUUUUCGACUUGUCGGCAAUUCCGACUUGUUGGAAAACACGUGGAUUGGCAGAUUAGCCGCGGAUCCACAUGUUUUGUUGGAUCUGCAGCCAAAUCCGAUAGGUUUUAGUCCCGUUUACGACAAUGUCAAUCCGACUUUAAAAAAAGCCAUAUUGGAAUUGUCGAAAACGGGCAAAACCAGUCGGAUUUGCCUGCAAAUUGAAUACUGCAUUGUCUGAUCCUCUCCGUCGGAUCUAACAUGCAUUGAAUAGACCCCUAUAUGUACUGAGGUGGGCAGGGAUUAAACAAGGUUAUUGCCCUACUUACUUGAAGAUGCAAUUUGCAUUAUUAAGCUUUCCCAUUGUUUCCUUGCAUACCUCUUUACCUCCCAGAAGUGAGAUAGGAAAGAUAGGGAAGUAUGGAAUAAAUUUGGCUAGAUUCUCCCAUAGACGACAGAUAUGCUAAAACAACUUUAUGACAAGGCAUGAAUGGUCUCUGUCAGUUGUGUACUGAUUGUCUAGAGUCAGAAUAGGAAUUGCUGACAUACAGGACCUGUAUGGAGGAGAAAUUACAACUCGGCUUCAGAGUAGCCUGAAUUUAUUGGAUAUACUUCUCCACAGUUCACCAAUAAUGGUCAUGCCAUGGUGCUAGAUUGAAUUGUCAUUUAUUUUCUCCUAGUCCAUGAUCACAGCCAUCAUAGGUUUAUUCAUUCGAUCUUUAAUAGUAAUACUAUUUAGCUGCUGUAAUAUGUGAUGAUGUGCGCAGCUGAACAUCGAGCAUUGAAUGUCCCUCUUAAUGUUUAAAUAUUAAACCAUUUUUUAAAGGCAUCUUUGAAUUUAGAUUUUCGUCCACACAUUAAUUAGAGAGUCCUUUAGCAGGUGCCAGUGUAAAGGCAUUUACAUGUGGUAUUUCAGAUAACUGACAUUGAGUUAUAGUUUAAUGCACUAUAAUAUACACCACGUUGGACUGUGUGCAGCCCUGCAGCUUGCGUGUUGCAAGUGACAAUCCUGGUUUUGAAAACAACAUUUUAUUAACACUAUUGUGCUGCUUCAUGUGACUCUCUAUACAAUGUUCCUCUUCUCAUUAGAGUUAACUAAAACAGGUGUUACUAGAUAAAGCAGUAGUAACAUUUCUGUCAUCAGGUAACAGGUAUAAAAGGUCUGUUGUGCAUAAAGUCUCAGUGAGGCAUGUGCAUUUAUAUGUAACGUGCCUACAUUACACCUUUAUGGCAAAGCACAAAUGUGUUGGAAAAAGAAAGUAAUAAUUGCAGCAGAUGUCACUGCAUACAGCCAGUCACCAUGCCUGCAGUGAUGCCUCUUAAAUAUGUAUACGGAAUUAGUCUUUGUUUAUAUCAUAAAGGGAAUUGUUGGCAUAGAGUAGUGACAAGGCUAAACGCUUUGGGAGGUAUCCUAUUAGCAGUGGUAAUUUGGGUUCGCCAGGGGCUAUCCAAUUAGCUCCGAUGUGGUACGCUCCAUCCCCCGAUGCCGGCACUUAUCGAGGAUUAUGCUUUGGGUGCCUCACGUCCCCGAAGCGUAAUUCACAAUAAGUGGCCGCUGGAGCCGCGAUAACACAUGGGAUCGGAUCCCAUGUGUUAUCGCACGAUCACGGGUCCGUUUUUGGCCGAUAAAAACGGCCUCUACUUGGAUACCUCGAUAAUGACCACCCGUCAAAAAUCUUGACAUCAGGCCGUUUUUAUCUCCAGAAAACUGAUCGCUUCUAAUUGGAUACCUUCCAAAAGCUUAAAGAUUCAGGGGGACAUUUGUUGAAUAAGAAAAAGAAAAAAGUGUACAGGAAAGAUAAACUAUAUCACAAAGCAACCAGAUCUAUUAUUCUAAAACUGGCACUAGAAACACAACUGGUAAUUCAAUUGGGUUACAUACAGUACCUUAUUAUAGUGGACUGACUUUCAUAAAUGUGCCCCAUGGAAUAUAAUCCUGUCCAUAUGAUCUAUGUAAUGUAAGUGUUAAAAUUGGCUAUUUGAUUCCAAGAACUUGAUUUAUACAUAUAACUUAUUAUCCCUUAUCAAAAUAAACAUUAAGUACUAAUGGUAAAUUGAAAGGAUUUUUUUUAAAUAACUGCCGUUUUUUUCCUCCUAGGAACUUGCUAAGUAGGAAUAUACUAAUUACUAGAAAAGACUAUAACGAAGAGUUUACAUUCUCACAAUGUACAAAAUCUGCAUGUUGGUUGUGCAUUCCUCAGAAUCUCCAGGAUAUAAAAUGUACACUUCCUUGCUUUCUGUUUUGCACUGUAAAUGUGAACAUAUGCUAUCUAGCUGUAUGUGAAUGACAAAAACAUGCUUGUAUCUAGAACCAACUGUUAAUAUGUGAAAUGAUAAAACUUGUAAAAAGUC